AAUGGGGGAACUUGAAGCCCUUCAAAAAGAACUAAACGAAGUUUUAAAAAAAUUUCCAAUGUUUGAAGGAAUAUUACAAGUAGUUGACAGAGUUGGAGUCGGCAAUGAAUUAAAUUUGUGCCGGAAUGAAUUAAACGCGUUUGAUGAUUCUAAUAAUACUGAUUCAGCAUAUGGUAGUAGGAGUCCAUCACCUAUAAUGACUAAUAUAGAAGAAAAGCAUGGGAUAAAACGUAAACUCGUGGAUGAUGAUGUUUUUAAAGGUAUAAAAGAUGUCGCUAUAAAAAAGAUAAUUAUUAAUUAUUCGGUCGAAAGAGUUGCGGAGGAAAUUUCAAUUUUACGUGAAUUAAGAGGAUAUAAUAGUAUCAUUCAGCUUUUGUCAGCUCAUAGAUAUGAAGAUGAAGUGAUUCUCAUUACUCCACACUUCGAGCAUGAUAGAUUUAGAGAUUUUUAUCAAAAAAUGACAAUUGAAGAUAUCAAAUCGUACUUUCGGUCACUUUUUGAAGCGUUAAGGGAUACACAUUCUCAUAAUAUUGUUCAUAGAGAUGUGAAGCCGGGUAAUUUUCUUUAUAACGUGAAAGAAAAGAAAGGAAUCUUAGUGGACUUUGGCCUGGCAGAGAGGUUGGGUACUUCUAAAUCCUACCACGAUAAAGGACAUGAUGUUCCCAAUGUAGGAACAAUCCAAGUUAUUAACCGUUUUCCUUCGGUAGUUGGUCAAAUUUCGAUCGAGCCUUCUCAAUCAAACAAACCUGCAGUAAAACGAAUUCGUACAUUGGCAUCUUCGAAAAAGUUGACCAAACAGCAAAUGAUUGAAGAAUUGUGGACGAAAAGAGGAUUCAUUGAUUUGGACCUGAAGGGUUAUGAGAAUAAACCUGGAUGGAAAGCAAAUAGAGCAGGUACAAGAGGUUUCCGUGCGCCAGAAGUUUUAUUUAGAGUUGAAAAUCAAACCAACGCAAUCGACAUUUGGUCAGCGGGUGUCAUCCUGAUCACCAUAUUAUCACACCAUUAUCCAUUUUUCAAAUCAACUGAUGAUGCAGAUGCAUUUUAUGAAUUAGGAAUCUUAUUUGGGAAAAAGUUGAUGCAUGAUUUAGCAACAGAACAUGAAAGGUACUUCCGAACUGAUAUUCCGCUGAUAUAUGAUCCAGGGCUGCGAUUUGAUAAACUUCUACAUACGAUGAGACGAGAUUUGUUUCCUAAAGAUAAUAAACAAUUGCUAAAUGAAGUUUAUAAUGCUAUUGAUUUGUUGAACAGAUGUCUUGAACCAUAUCCAA
Molecule: messenger RNA, 1268 nt
Organism: Scutellospora calospora
Lineage: Eukaryota; Fungi; Glomeromycota; Glomeromycetes; Diversisporales; Gigasporaceae
Source: the annotation of a GenBank genome assembly